AUGUUUGGCGAGCAGUCUAUCAGUUCCAAUAAAAAUGUUUCACCGAAUUCAAAACCAAAAAUCACUGCAUCGGUAGCACCAUUAAAACAGGAAGCAGAUUUAUCUCAUCAAGAUGAAGCCGAGAGGUUCGGGAAAAACGACAAAAUGGAUAAAAGUGGAAUACCUGAUAUAUUUAAAUUGAGUGCAGGUGAGGCACGCAGUCGAUUGGUGAGUCGUAAGAAAGAUCCUCGACGUGACACUCAAAUGAGUUUGAAGGAGAAAUAUAAGCUAGUCUCCAACAUGUAA
Brugia pahangi is the source of this 285-nucleotide messenger RNA. NCBI's taxonomy places the organism in Eukaryota, Metazoa, Nematoda, Chromadorea, Rhabditida, Onchocercidae. The record is from the annotation of a GenBank genome assembly.